GGCAGGAACAGAGGUGAACAACCGAGGUCUAGUCGUGCGCCUGCGUACUGCGGCCGGAGGGCAGAGGUCGCCCGGCUAGACCCUUGCAGAUUUCCGCAAAACGCGCGAGACUUCCUCCCGAGCUCGUCAGCGGAGUUAUUUUAUACAGAAGUCUUGUGAGACCACUGUGCAAACAAGGUGAUGAUUGUACAAAGAGUGGUAUUGAAUUCCAGACCUGGAAAAAAUGGUCAUCCAGUGGCAGAAAAUUUCCGAGUAGAAGAAGUAAACUUACCAGAUUGUGUCAAUGAAGGACAAGUACAAGUCAGAACUCUUUAUCUUUCUGUGGAUCCUUACAUGCGUUGUAGAAUGAAUGAAGACACUGGCAGUGACUAUAUAACACCUUGGCAGCUGUCUCAGGUGGUUGAUGGUGGAGGUGUUGGGAUUAUAGAAGAAAGCAAACACACAAAUUUUACGAAAGGCGAUUUUGUGACUUCCUUCUGUUGGCCCUGGCAAACCAAGGUUAUUCUGGAUGGAAAUAUCCUUGAAAAGGUAGAUCCACAACUUGUGGAUGGACACCUUUCAUACUUUCUUGGAGCUAUAGGGAUGCCUGGUUUGACUUCCUUGAUUGGGGUACAGGAAAAAGGUCAUAUAACUGCUGGAUCUAAUCAGACAAUGGUUGUUAGUGGGGCUGCUGGUGCUUGUGGAUCCUUGGCUGGGCAGAUUGGCCAUUUGCUGGGCUGUUCCAGAGUUGUGGGAAUUUGUGGAACACCUGAGAAGUGCCUCUUUUUGACCUCAGAAUUGGGCUUCGAUGCUGCAAUUAAUUAUAAAGAGGAGAAUGUUGCAGAACAACUCCAUAAAUUAUGCCCAGCUGGAGUGGAUGUUUACUUCGACAAUGUUGGCGGUGACAUCAGUGAUACAGUGAUAAGUCAGAUGAAUCAGAACAGCCACAUCAUCCUAUGUGGUCAAAUUUCUCAGUACAACAAAGACGUGCCUUAUCCUCCUCCACUAUCCCCUGCUAUAGAAGCAAUCCAGAAAGAAAGAAACAUCACAAGAGAACGAUUUCUGGUGUUAAAUUAUAAGGAUAAAUUUGAGUUUGGUAUUCUCCAACUGAGUCAAUGGUUUAAAGAAGGAAAGCUAAAGAUCAAGGAGACUAUGGUAAAUGGAUUGGAAAACAUGGGAGCUGCAUUCCAGUCCAUGAUGACAGGAGGUAACAUCGGAAAGCAGAUAGUUUGCAUUUCAGGAGAUACCUCUUUGUAAUCUCCAUAAACAUCUUCAUCAAGGAAAUACAUGGAUUUCUUUCCAUUCUGCCGAAAGAUUUCAAGAUACAUUAAAAAAAAACCCUUAAGAGUAUAGAUAGUUUUUGCUUUAAAUGUGAUAAUAGGUGAUAUUUUCUUAGUUGCACAACAUAAUU
Budorcas taxicolor (takin) is the source of this 1390-nucleotide messenger RNA. It is a transcript of the gene PTGR2, whose product is annotated as prostaglandin reductase 2. The record is from RefSeq and is a predicted model, not a curated record. NCBI's taxonomy places the organism in Eukaryota, Metazoa, Chordata, Mammalia, Artiodactyla, Bovidae. Bases 181 to 1236 code for a protein of 351 amino acids. Gene Ontology annotation, molecular function: 15-oxoprostaglandin 13-reductase [NAD(P)+] activity. Gene Ontology annotation, biological process: prostaglandin metabolic process. The transcript is spliced from 10 exons.